UCUUUCUUUCCUUCCUUCUCUCUCGUCGGUUCUCUCUCCCUCUAUAUAUACAGUGUAUAUAUCUUUCUGUCGGCGGUAGCUGUCGCGUUUUGUGAAAUAGUCAUCAUUGCUAAAGCUUAUAGUAAAGAACGCAUGGCUGCCAAUCGGGUACUCGUUUACGGAGGAAGAGGCGCACUAGGUAGCAAAAUUGUUCAGCACUUCAAAUCCAAAGGAUGGUGGGUAGCCAGCAUCGAUAUCGUUGCCAAUGAGGAGGCAAACGCGAACGUGCUGGUGAAGUUAUCGGAGUCAUUUACCGAGCAAGCAGGGCAGGUGACAGCAGAUGUGGCACUGUUGCUAGGGGACCAGAAAGUAGAUGCCAUCUUGUGUGUGGCAGGCGGAUGGGCAGGAGGAAAUUGCAGCUCAAAAGACUUGUACAAAAACACAGACAUGAUGUGGAAGCAGAGUGUGUGGACCUCUACCAUCUCUAGCCAUCUGGCUGCUGUGCACCUGAAGCAAGGGGGACUGCUGACUCUGGCUGGGGCUAAAGCAUCACUGGGUGGCACUAGUGGCAUGGUGGGCUAUGGCAUGGCCAAGGCAGCAGUCCACCAGCUCUGUCAGAGUCUAGCCGGAGAAGACAGUGGGAUGCCCCCUGGAGGUGUGGCUGUAGCCAUACUACCGGUAACCUUGGAUACGCCGAUGAACAGGAAGUUCAUGCCUGAUGCAGACUUUGGUUCCUGGACACCGCUGGAGUACAUUUCAGAAACUUUCUUCAAUUGGGCCACUGGUGCAGAUCGUCCAGCAUCGGGCAGUCUGAUGCAGCUCACCACUGUGGGAGGCAAGACGCAGACCCUACCCACGCAAUAGUGGAGAGGGAGGAGGAGAGAGCGGGUGGGCGGGCUAGUGAGCGGAAUGAUUGGGAGAGACUGUGAUAGGGUGGGUCGGGAGGGUUAAAAUGAGUCACAGGGAGAAAGAGGGGAUGAAUGCUUGAUUGAAGAUGUUCCCUCUAAGAACUAUUAUCAGUAUCUCAUAACAAACUGUUUGUAUUUUUGUGUCUUUUUGAUGUGGUUUUAAUACCUCUGUCUCAAUUUGAAUAAAACUCCAUGUGAAUCAUAA
Messenger RNA from Salvelinus fontinalis (brook trout), 1092 nucleotides. Its product is annotated as dihydropteridine reductase-like. The transcript has 7 exons. Bases 133 to 843 code for a protein of 236 amino acids. The record is from RefSeq and is a predicted model, not a curated record. Gene Ontology annotation, molecular function: 6,7-dihydropteridine reductase activity; NADH binding; NADPH binding. Lineage: Eukaryota; Metazoa; Chordata; Actinopteri; Salmoniformes; Salmonidae. Gene Ontology annotation, cellular component: cytoplasm. Gene Ontology annotation, biological process: tetrahydrobiopterin biosynthetic process; L-phenylalanine catabolic process.